Phalaenopsis equestris is the source of this 960-nucleotide messenger RNA. RefSeq lists its product as uncharacterized. Lineage: Eukaryota; Viridiplantae; Streptophyta; Magnoliopsida; Asparagales; Orchidaceae. The transcript has 2 exons. The record is from RefSeq and is a predicted model, not a curated record. Bases 1 to 960 code for a protein of 319 amino acids.
AUGAAAUUCGCGACCUAUGAGAAACAUACUGCUCGGAGGAACUCGUACCGUCCCCCUACUCAAGAGGGAACAAUUCCCUUGUCAGGACGUGAUGGUGAACUCCUAGUCACCACAAGUUCCACUCAUCCAUCUCAUGCAGGUCCCCUAGCACCAAUACGUCUUGCUACCGUUCCAGAUGAUGUCAUCUGGGGCACUGUAAACACUUUUAACGAGCUUGCCAGACUAUUCGCAGAGCAAUUCAUAGCAAAUCGAUGGAUCAUCAAAAAUUCAUCUCAUCUCUCAGGAAUUCGUCAAAGUGAAGGAGAGUCGCUCAAAGACUACUUCCGUAGUUUUUCUGCUGAAGCCCGUCAAAUUCUGGGAGUAGGUCCAGAGUUACUUUGGGGGUUUUUCUUGAGGGGCUCGCCUAGGACCCUUCUAUUCAUCACUGUGCGGGAGACAGUUCAUUCUUAUGCCGAACUUGUCCACCGUGUUGAGGCCCAAAUCACUGCAGACGAGGCUAUUAGUGCACAUAAAGAACAAGUUGAGAAAUUUGGGGAAAAGCGCAAAGGUAACUCCAAAAACAAAAAUCAAUCUUCGCAAUGGAGAAAGUCUGAACAACCGAAGAAUUGUGACCUCCUCAUUCAACUUGCGGGUCAACGAACUGAAUAUCAACCCAAGAAAGAGUAUACACCACUCAACACGUCACAUGCAAACAUCUUGAUGGCCAUCAAGGAUGAGCAAGCUAUUAAGUGGCCUAACCCCUUAAAACCUAACACGGGAAAUCAAGAACAAUACUGUCAUUUUCAUCGAAGUCGUGGCCACACCACUGAGGCAUGUAAACUCCUUAGGGAAGAAAUUGAAAGGUUGAUUCAGCAGGGAUAUCUUGGUCGAUUUAUUGAAAACAAACUAGCUGGUAACGAUAAUGUUGCUAUUGGGGGCAACAAUUACAAAGACAACAACAUGGGGGUCACCCAGUCGUAG